Dermatophagoides pteronyssinus (European house dust mite) is the source of this 5205-nucleotide messenger RNA. RefSeq names its product adenylate cyclase type 8-like. Lineage: Eukaryota; Metazoa; Arthropoda; Arachnida; Sarcoptiformes; Pyroglyphidae. The record is from RefSeq and is a predicted model, not a curated record. Gene Ontology annotation, cellular component: plasma membrane. Gene Ontology annotation, biological process: cAMP biosynthetic process; adenylate cyclase-activating G protein-coupled receptor signaling pathway; intracellular signal transduction. Gene Ontology annotation, molecular function: adenylate cyclase activity.
UUCUGAUUCAAAACAAAUUCUUCAAACAGGAAUCAUCAAAAAUUCUUUGAAAAAAACCGAAAACGAAAAAACAAUGUCGACAUCAUUUGCCUUGGAAAAUUGUAGCUCAAGCUAUAAAGGAAUACUUUUGCUCAAUCUAACCAAUCAAUUUAAAGAUAAACAUUUAGAAUCAGCAUAUCAACGUUAUUCACAACGACAACGACAAAAAUCAUUAGUCAUUGUGAAUGUGAUUGAUAUUAUCAUUAAAAUUAUAUUUUUGUUAGCUUAUUUUUUAUCAAUCAAUUUAUCAAAAAUUAUUUCAUCACCAUUAACGCAACAACAACAAAAUCCUCAUCAUAACCAUCAUCAUCGAAAUCAUUAUCAUCAUCAACGACAUCGAAAUAUUCGUUCAAAUGCAAAUACUGAUGAGAGCCAUGAUCGACAUCCAUUAUCAUUUUCAUUUGGAUUGAAUGAGAUUAUUUCCAAUUCUUUACGCCAAAAUUAUCCGAAUAAUGAUAAUGAUAAUAAAUUAUUAUUAAAUUUACAAAUAUCAGCAAUUUUACGUGCCUUUUUCACAUUAAUAUGGAUUACUUUGAAUUUAAUCGUUAUAAGUUUGAUUACUUGUUGGAAACGUUUUGCAAAUAAUCAUCUUUAUAUUGGUGCAUUAAUUAGUUGGAUAAUAUUUACUAUUGAAGGUCAAAUGGGUUUUGAUCCUCAAUUGAGCUACAUUUCAAGAUCAACAAUUAAUGUGCCUCAUCAAUCAACAACACCCACAACAAAUAUUAUUGAUUCCUAUGAUGGUGCUGCUAUUUGGCAUACAUUUUUAACAAUAUUAAUUAUUUAUUCAAUGUUACCAUUGCCAUUGCUAUGGUCAGCAUUCUGUGCAAUUAUAACAUCAGCUAUUGAUUUAACAUUUCGUAUUGUUCAUCUAUCACAACAACAAACAAAUUAUCAACAACAACAGCAAUUAAUAUUUGCAAAUUUAUGUCUAUAUUCCUGUAUCAAUCUAAUAUCAUUAUAUACCAAAUAUCUGACUGAUUGUGCACAACGUAAUGCAUUUCUCGAAACACGUCGUUCUAUUGAGACACGUUAUAAAAUUGAGUUUGAAAAUUCUAAGCAAGAAAAAUUAUUACUUUCAGUAUUGCCAAGAUUUGUUGCAAUGGAAAUCAUAACCGAUUUAGCAUCACAAGAACAAUGUGGUCAGCAAACACGUGGUAAUAAUCUAUUGCCAACACAAUUCCAUAAAAUCUAUAUACAUUGUUAUAAAGAUGUUAGUAUAUUGUUUGCCGAUAUUCAAGGAUUUACAGCAUUAGCAUCAAGAUGUUCAGCACAAGAAUUGGUUGGUGUACUCAAUGAUCUUUAUGCACGUUUUGAUCGUAAAGCUGAGGAAAAUCAUUGUCAUCGAAUUAAAUUGUUGGGCGAUUGUUAUUAUUGUGUUUGUGGAUUACCAAAAGCACGAACAGAUCAUGCACAUUGUUGUGUUGAAAUGGGCUUGCAUAUGAUUGAAGAUAUUAAACGAGUACGACAAAAGACUGGUGUCGAUUUAAACAUGAGAAUCGGUAUACAUUCUGGUUCAGUACUUUGUGGUGUUAUUGGUCUACAAAAAUGGCAAUUUGAUGUAUGGUCAAAUGAUGUUACAUUGGCUAAUCAUAUGGAAUCUGGUGGUCUACCUGGCCGUGUUCAUAUAUCAGCACGUACAAAAGAUUAUUUAAAUAAUCAAUAUGAAUUGGAACCAGGAAUGGGUGAACAUCGUGAUCAAUAUUUACGUGAACAUAAUGUUGAAACAUUUUUUAUUCGUCAAGAUAAACCAACUAAAUGGAAUCCGUUAAAGGCUGAAGAUUCAAAUAAAAUUGUUGAUUCAAUCAAUACACAUUCGACAACAGACAAUAAAAUUAUCGAUAAGAAUUGUAAACAACAACAAAUUGUAGAGAAUUCUGUUAUUGAUUUGGAAAAAAUUGUAACAACAACAACAAUAACAAUUUCACCGAAGGCUAUUGAUUCUGUUUGUGAUGGCGGAUUCAAUAAUAACAACGAUUUGAAAAAUUUGAAAAGCACUGCCAAUCAACCAAUCGAUUCAACAAUAAUUGACACUUCACAACAACAACAACAACAAUUAUCAUCAUUUAAAAAGAAACAUAAAUCAUUUCGAAAUCUUUUAACAAAACGUAUCGAUCAUCAUCAUCAUCAUGUAACGACCGCAACAAAUUCAUCAACAUCAUCGAUUCAUUCAAAUUCUGAUUUAUUAUUGCCAUCAUCGAAUGUUGUUACUAUUACUAUUGAUGGUGAACAUGAAUCAAAUCAUAAUAACAAUAAUAAUGUUGGGAAAAACAACAAUAUGGAUGAAACUGGUGAUUGGUUACCGGAAAUUCCGUUUCAAAAUAUAGUGGAUCUUCGAUAUUCAAUGAAUGAAGAUGAAAAUCCAACAAUUAUGUCAGCGAAUAUCGUUAUCGAUAAUAAGCAAUCCAAUGAAUCGAUUAAUCAAUCAUUCAAUGUCGGAAAUUGUUUUGAACAACAACAGUCAAUAACAACAACAACAAAUUCAACAAGAAGAAAAAGUUCGGUAUCAUCAUCAUGUGCGAUCGAAUUCGAUGUGACGCAAACGCAAUCAGAAAUCAAUAACAAUAAUCAUCGUGAUUGUAAAGUAAAUUUUGCCGCAAACAGCGAUGUUGUUGAUGAAAAUAAUGUGAAUGAAAAUGAUUUAUUAAAAAAUAAUAAUAACCAUACAACAACUAUAGCAACAACAACAGCCGCCACAAAAUUUCAACAACAAUAUCAAACAAAACCAUUGAAAUCAUCAUCGAAACAAAAAUUAAUAAAACGAGUACUAUCAUGGAAUGAACAGAUUGAUGAAUAUAUUGAUCAAUGUAUUGAAAUCGAAUCAAAUAAGAAAUUAUUUCAACAAAAUGUUAAUUGGUUUUUAUUGAAUUUUCGUUCAAACGAAUAUGAAAAUAUGUUUGGCAAAAUUCCCUACCUAGUAUUUCGUUCAAAUUUAUUUUGUUUUUCGGUAAUAUGGCUUUUUAUGGUUAUCAUUUCAUUGAUAAUAUUAUUACCAAUGUCCUGGUUCAAUUUGAUUGUCUAUAUUAUUAUCAGUUUAAUAUUUAUUGGAAUUUUUAUAUUAAUAUUACUGGCAUAUGAAGAUUUUGUUCCACGUUUAUUUCGACGUUUUGCUGAACAUCUUGAAAAUGAUCCAUCCAUACGAAAUUUAUUCUGUACAACAAUGAUUUGUCUGUUGUUUUCAAUGUCUAUCAUUUUCAUGAUUAUUUGUGUACAUAAAAAUCAAAUUAUCAUACAUGAUGGAACAUUGUCCAAUAAUAAUAACGAUAAUAGUGAUAAAAAAUUAUUAAUAAAUCAUCAUCAACAACAACAACAAUUUGAUACAAAAUCAACCAUUAGAUUGACUGGUGAAGUAUUUGAAAUACCGGAAUUAAGUGAUUCAAAUAAAAUGUUUAUAUCAUUUCGACAAUCUAAUAAUAAUGAUAAUCGAUCAACAAUCAAGCAACAUGAACAACAACAACAUUAUAAAAUAUGUGAUAAUUCACAGUAUUUUGUAUUUGUAUGGAUGUUGACAAUGGUUUCGACGACAACAUUCUUGAAACUGCCAUAUAUAAUAAAAUUGUCGAUAUUAUCAUCAAUAACAUUGAUAUAUAUAAUAUUUAUUAAAUUUAUUUUUAUUAUCAUUUUCAAUCGACAACAAACUUGUGCAAUUAGUCUAUUUACACACGGCGAAAAUUGUAUGAAAUUGGAAACAAAAGUUUUUAUCGUUUUAAUUUUAUGUUUCUUUUUGGUCAUUCAUCAUUGUCGUUUGAUUGAACGAACUUCUCGUUUGGAUUUCUUAUGGAAACAACAAGCAAAACGUCAAUUACAAGAUAUGCGAGAAAUACGUCAUUAUAAUGCACAGUUAUUGAAAAAUAUUUUACCCGAUCAUGUUGCCAAUUAUUUUCUAACACAAGAUCGUCCACAAGAACAACUUUAUGCACAAUCCUACGCAUGUUGUGGUGUACUAUUUGCAUCGAUACCAAAUUUUGAUAAUUUUUAUUCCGAAGAUAUUAACAAUGGUGUUGAAUGUAUACGAUUAUUGAAUGAAAUUAUUUUCGAUUUUGAUCAGCUACUUGAAGAUGAACGAUUUCGUUGUAUUGAAAAAAUUAAAACAAUAAGCAGUACUUAUAUGGCUGCAUCCGGGUUGAAUCCUCGUGAUCAAGGUCGAACUGUUGGUUUUUUAUUGGAUUCUUUGGUUGAUUUUGCCUUGUCAAUGAUGGAUGCCUUACAAGAUGUUAAUAAACAUUCAUUCAAUUCAUUUAAAAUGAGAAUCGGUAUCAGUAGCGGACCAUUAGUUGGCGGUGUAAUAGGAGCGAAAAAACCUGUAUAUGAUAUAUGGGGAAAUACAGUGAAUGAAGCAAGUCGUAUGGAUUCAACUGGUUCGUUGGAUAAAAUCCAGGUGCCUAAACAUACCGGGCAAAUAUUAAAAGAUGAAGGUUAUCACCUUGAUUAUCGUGGUAUUAUUCAAGUGAAAGGAAAAGGACAAAUGGAAACAUUUUGGGUAAUGAGAAAAAUGACACGUGAAUCAUCGUUGAAUAAAUCGCAAUAUGGUGGCAAAAAAUCAAUGGCCGAAGUUAUUGGCGGUAUGGUUGAAGUACGCCGUAAACAAGCACUUGGAUCAUCGCUUAGUGUACCAACAUCAUCAACAAAUCGUAGUCCACGACGAAAUCCAAAAUCGCAACCGCAGCAACCAAUGUCACAAUUUGAUGUCAGCAAUGAUGAUGAUGAUCAACAAAAUAAUGGUAAUGGUAGUGGUGAAACAUCUGAGACGAUCAAAUUGCCUACGACCACGACGACCAAAGAUUAUUCAUUUCGACGUAAGAAACCAGGGAAAAUGUCUGCUAGUUUUCGUUUUCGUAAAUCACCAUCACCAACACCACCAACAUCGUCAUCAUCGACAACACAACCAUUACAUCGUAUGAUGUCAGAAAUAUCACGUGUUGGUCGCAGCCGUUCAUUUUAUCUUCGUAAUCAUAAUAAUAAUAAUAAUAAAAAUUCUAAUCCAACAAGUCCAAAAGAAUCAAAAAAUGAUGAUAAUUAUGAAUUUAGAAAUUAGAAUCAACAACAAGAAGUUAUUGUCGUUAUUCAAAACUGUGAUAUGCACUACGAAAAAAAAUUGAUCAAAUUCCAUUACGUCAUUAUUAUUAUUGAUCAUCAAUCGAUCAAAUUUGAUUGAUUUUAAUAUUUGUC